GCAGCCGAGCUUCUCCCUCCUGCCCGUCGCGCUGAGGGAAGCGCCUGAGGGCGCAAAGAAGUCUAUUUGGUCUAUCCAUGGAGCUGUAAAAAGUUACCUCACCAAGCCGUCAGAGGAUGAGACCCAACCUUGUAUCCCACGAACGCUGUGUUUUCGGUUUGUUUGGAAUAUUUGGUGAUGCUCCACAGCGAAAGAUCGUCUUUAAAGUCUACGGAAUCAUGUGCUGUCUGUCCUUGCUGUGCGGUUUGUCUGCUAAAAUCCACAAGAGAAUGGGGAGCAAAUCGGGGCUAAUCCCUGGAGGAAAAGGCCCUUAUUCUGUUGGCUGCACAGACCUCAUGACUGGCCCCGGCAUUCAGGGAAGUUUUUUGCGGCUCUUUUACCCAUCCCAAAACGGCACAAGUUCUGAAGACACCGCAUGGAUUCCCAAAAGAGAAUACUAUCAUGGGCUAGCUGAUUUCCUUAAUAUGUAUCAGACUAUGGGAGAGUUUGUGCUUUCACAAUAUCUUGGCCGCGUGACCUGUCCUGCCAAAUGGGAUGCUGAAUUCAAACCUGGAGAAAAAUACCCCCUCGUUAUUUUUUCCCACGGGCUUGGCGCCUUCAGAACUGUAUAUUCGGCAAUCUGCAUUGAAAUAGCUUCUCGGGGAUUUAUCGUUGCGUCUGUUGAGCACAGAGAUGAGUCCGCUUCAGCAACGUAUUACUAUAAGGAAGCAGAAGGAGCAGCGGCAAAAUUGCAGGAAGAAUGGAUGUAUUACAAGAAGUCAAAAGCAGACGAAGAUGACGAUGUUCCUCUUCGUCAGCGUCAGGUGCAGCAGAGAGCAGAUGAGUGCAUUAGAGCCCUUGACCUCUUGCUGGGCAUUGAUUCUGGAAAGCAAGUAGAGAACUUGAUGCCCAUGCGUUUUGACUGGACCCCUCUAAAGGACUCCAUUGACAUUCACAAGAUAGCGGUGAUGGGGCAUUCUUUUGGGGCUGCCACAGCCAUUGAGACCCUUAGCAAAGACGAACGAUUCAAGUGUGGUGUGGCCCUUGAUGCGUGGAUGCUGCCUCUCCUUGAUGAAGUCUAUGCCAAAGUUCACCAGCCGUUGCUGUUCAUUAAUUCAGAAAAAUUCCAGUGGGCCUCCAACAUCUUAGAAAUGAAGAAACUGGUCUCUGCCAAUGAGGAGACAAAGAUGAUCACUAUCAAAGGAUCAGUGCACCAGAGUUUCCCAGACUUCACAUUCCUGGCCGGUAACUUCAUUGGAAAGAUUUUUAAACUCAAAGGAGACAUUGAUCCGCAUGUAGCCAUUGAUGUUAGCAAUGAAGCUUCAUUAGCCUUCUUACAAAAACAUUUGGGCCUCCAGAAAGACUUUGACCAGUGGGAUCCUCUUGUAGAAGGUGAAGGCCCUCAUGUCAUCCCUGGAACGAACGUUGAGCUGCCUCCUUCAGAAAAAUAAAGGAUGCGCUAAAAAAUAUUGUGCCUAGAACACUUAAUUGCCAUAGUGCUGCUUGGCACCUAGCGGUAACUUCCUCACUGUUGAUACUGACUGGAAAAUGAGGAUUCAAGGAAGGCAGUUUUGUAACCUACCUGGGCCAGCUGCACAAAGUUACACUGCAAUAUUGGUAGGGUAGUGUUUGUAAGUCGUUGCCAGUUUAUAAGCUUGUCUCAUAAUGAUGUAGGAUUGAACACCUAUACUCAGUAAGGAUGGCUGUGUGUAGUAGACUGAGAGCUGUGUUCACAACAUGCUUUAUGAUGUGUGCAAGUUGUUUCGCACAUCCACAUGGCUGCAAAAUGAAAAUAAGCUGUUUAACUACUGCCUUUUUUCAGAUCCUGAAAUGGGAUAUCCACUCAUGUGGAGUUCGAAGGUUUCUCUUCAGUAUCACUAGCGGAGAGCUAACCCCAGCUGUCCUUAUGAGCGCUCCAGUUUUGUUCAUGCCCAAUUCCGCUGGCAUGGAUCAAUCAGAACCAUUAUAUUAAAACGAACAUAGUAAAUUUCCAACCCCCACCCCUCCAGAUUUGUACUUGAAGCUGGACCCUGUGAAGCACAGCUGACGAAAGGGGUCAGCUGGAGUUCCAUUUUGAAUGGCCUUAAAGUAGCUGCAGCCUUCCUUACCCUGUGGAGCCGCCUAUAAUGCCUCUUAAGGUCUCUGGAUUCUCAAUGCAAGGAUGACUCAGAGCGCCAUUUAAGAAAAGGUAACUUAUCAAGUCAUGUACAUAAGCACAUGUUAAGCUAGUGAUGGCCAGACAUGCCAGGAAACAACAGGGGUAAGGACCAUGCUGAUGACCAGCGUGCCCAAUGGUUACUAUGAGCACACCAUGGCAGAUUUCUGCUUGGUGAACAGUCGUCUGUAUUUACCCUGCUUGAUGCUUGAGCUGAUUUAACGUGGGCCAGUUUCCAAACAAGAACUCGUUUGUGUUGUGUAGUCCAGUUGCCCGUCAUGCCACCCAUUUGGACCUAUAGAAACAGCCUCACGCUUGCCUUUUAGCUUAUUUUCUGCUUCUGACAAGAAAUGUGGGGAUUGUUGCAGCUGAUCAGAGGUUUCUCCACUCCAAAGUACUCUUAUCCUUAGACAAGAUCACUCUUGGUCCAGUCCAGGAAGAUGCUAAAGCUAACUGUACCCAUGUGCCUGAUGAAGAGGUUAUCUUAAUGUCCUGAGAAACUGGGGGAGCUACUGGAGCUUUCCAGCUAAGGAAUAUUGAAAACAACAUGCACAGAAAACCUAAGCCUUAAAACCUUUUCAGUUAUAGAAAUAAUAUGUUCAGGAAGGUAAAAACUUUUCAAAUUUCAAUGUUAAUGUCCUCUUUGACAUAACCACUAAGGAAAAAAACCUUGGUGAGUUAGUAUAUUGCUCUGUUCACUGUGAUGACGCCAAGAAGAACAAUACCACAGUCGAUGUAACUGCAUUGCAAAGCAGUUGUCAGAAUUAAAAUAAGAUGUAUCAGCUAUUACAGUCUUUUUAUUAUACUCUACUGUAUGCUA
Molecule: messenger RNA, 2954 nt
Organism: Heteronotia binoei (common prickly gecko)
Lineage: Eukaryota; Metazoa; Chordata; Lepidosauria; Squamata; Gekkonidae
Gene: PLA2G7
Product: phospholipase A2 group VII
Exons: 13
Coding region: 117-1430 (437 amino acids)
Molecular function (GO): 1-alkyl-2-acetylglycerophosphocholine esterase activity
Source: RefSeq, a predicted model, not a curated record